AUGUCUACCGGUUCCGGUGCACAGCAAUCUUCUAACUCCCCGGCUUCUGUUGGAGGUCAACAUGACAGUGCUUCCGUGGGACGCACGAAGAACACCACGUCCUGUGCUAGUUCGACUAAUGAUGCAAACGGCACUUCACAUGCAUCUGAGCCCUCAUCGGUGCCCUCGCACCAAGGUUCAGCAUUGCUUGCAGGCACUGAGUCUGCUGACAAUGCCCACCCGUCUCAACCUCCUAUCGGCCAAGAAGAGAUGGAGGAUCCCAUUGGCAGGUUUUUGUCUGAGACUGAUAGCCCGUUCGCCAUGUUUCGUGACGCCAACGGUGCUCCUGUCACUGUUGGCCGUGCUGGACCAUCUAUGGCACAGACCAUAGACAGUAUCCUCAAUCCUCCCAAGUAG
Messenger RNA from Clonostachys byssicola, 396 nucleotides. The record is from the annotation of a GenBank genome assembly. NCBI's taxonomy places the organism in Eukaryota, Fungi, Ascomycota, Sordariomycetes, Hypocreales, Bionectriaceae.